Messenger RNA from Psylliodes chrysocephalus, 471 nucleotides. The record is from the annotation of a GenBank genome assembly. NCBI's taxonomy places the organism in Eukaryota, Metazoa, Arthropoda, Insecta, Coleoptera, Chrysomelidae.
AUGCCCGGUUGGGCUGUAGAAACAAAUGAAAGCAAGCGUAUUGCUAACGACGUUAUCCUUAUUAUUUGGGACGAAGCACCAAUGACCCCAAGGUUUGCUUUGGAAGUAGUAGACAGAUAUCUUAAAGACAUAACGAACAAGAACGCACCCAUGGGGGGAGAAUGUUGUGUACUCGGAGACUACAAUAUGCGCGCACGACAACAUCCUAAAAUUAUAGCCGAACUGGACAACCGCACAUAUUCCCAAUGGUUGUUGGAUUUGGGAAACGGAACAAUACCGUACACUACUUCAAGUGCUAAAGCUAUAAUCGAAGGCAGUCGCGCACCACAAGAUUUAAUACAAAUUCCACGAACGUUUCAAUUGGGUAACAUCGACCGAUUGAAGAAUUUGUUUUUGACAACGAUGACGUCAACAGGAGCAAUGGCAAUAAAGCUAUCCUAUAUCCUACGAAUGCGGCAGUGGCCCAUGUGA